Penaeus vannamei (Pacific white shrimp) is the source of this 477-nucleotide messenger RNA. The record is from RefSeq and is a predicted model, not a curated record. Lineage: Eukaryota; Metazoa; Arthropoda; Malacostraca; Decapoda; Penaeidae.
GUCGAGCCUCGGCAGCCAACCCUUUGAGAACCGCCCAAGAACCACCAGCCAACUGUCAUCACCAUGGCACUCAAAGCCCUCUCCCACCACCUCCUCCUCUUCGUCCUCGCCCUCGCCGCCACCCGUCCCUGGCCGCCGAGGACCUCCAAGCCGAUAACGCCGCCAAGAACCUCCUGGCCGAUAACACCUCGAUCACAGUUGGCUACAAUGGCUUCGUGUCCUCAUCGCCCUGGCACUGGUCCUGGCAGCGAUCGCCGGCGUCGUGGCUCUCCUGGCGGGGGCCACUGGCGGGGCCGCGGGAUACGAGGCGCCGACCGAGUACGCCUCCGCCCCCGGCCCCUCCGCCUACGAGAAAGUCUACAGCGUCCUCAACAGCCUGAAGGAAGCUGCCAGAAAAUACCAGUGAAUUCGUUAUAUACGUUUUAUUUGUAGAGGAGGAUGUAUUAUAUGUGUGUUUUUUCUGUAUGAUUUUAUUUA